This is a messenger RNA of Elgaria multicarinata webbii, 1385 nucleotides long. RefSeq names its product sonic hedgehog signaling molecule (gene SHH). The coding region runs from base 21 to 1292 and encodes 423 amino acids. Gene Ontology annotation, molecular function: patched binding; calcium ion binding. The record is from RefSeq and is a predicted model, not a curated record. The transcript is spliced from 3 exons. NCBI's taxonomy places the organism in Eukaryota, Metazoa, Chordata, Lepidosauria, Squamata, Anguidae. Gene Ontology annotation, biological process: cell-cell signaling; protein autoprocessing; smoothened signaling pathway.
CCCUGGUCUCGGCGGACGGAAUGCUGCUCCGGAGCAGGAUUGGGCUCCCGCUCGUCUUCCUGGGCGCCCUGCUCGCCUCCUCCGGGCUGGCUUGCGGGCCGGGCAGGGGCUUCGGCAAGAGGAGGCACCCCAAGAAGCUGACCCCGCUAGCCUACAAGCAGUUCAUUCCCAACGUGGCGGAGAAGACGCUGGGCGCCAGCGGCAGGUACGAAGGCAAGAUCAGCCGCAACUCGGAGCGCUUCAAAGAGCUCACGCCGAAUUACAACCCGGACAUUAUCUUCAAGGAUGAAGAGAACACGGGAGCCGACAGGCUGAUGACACAGCGCUGCAAAGACAAGCUGAACGCCCUGGCGAUCUCCGUGAUGAACCAGUGGCCCGGCGUGAAGCUCCGCGUGACCGAGGGCUGGGACGAGGAUGGCCACCACUCGGAGGAGUCGCUGCACUACGAGGGCCGCGCCGUAGACAUCACCACCUCGGAUCGGGACCGCAGCAAGUACGGCAUGCUGGCUCGCUUGGCCGUGGAGGCCGGCUUCGACUGGGUCUACUACGAGUCCAAGGCGCACAUCCACUGCUCCGUCAAAGCCGAGAACUCGGUGGCUGCCAAAUCGGGCGGCUGCUUCCCUGGAUCUGCCCGGGUGACUCUGGAGCGAGGGGGCACCAAGCUGGUGAAGGACCUCAGCCCUGGCGACCGGGUGCUGGCAGCAGAUGUGCAGGGGCGGCUGCUCUACAGCGAAUUCCUCACCUUCCUGGACCGGGAGGAACCCCCCAUUCACAAGCUGUUCUAUGUGAUUGAGACCCGGCGGCCCCCGACGCGCCUCUUGCUCACGGCGGCCCACCUGCUCUUUGUGGCCCCACCGCAGAACCAUUCCCAACCCCAGCCCAUCUUCGCCAGCCGCGUGCAGCCCGGACAGCGGGUCUACGUGCUGGGCCAAGGGGGUCAGACACUGUUACAGGCCGCGGUGGUGCACAGCGUGUCCCUGCAGGAAGAGGCCUCGGGGGCGUAUGCCCCGCUCACCGCUCAGGGCACUAUCCUCAUCAAUCAGGUGCUGGCAUCGUGUUAUGCUGUCAUUGAGGAGCAUAGCUGGGCCCACUGGGCGUUUGCCCCAUUCCGAGUAGUUCACGCCCUCCUGGCGAUGCUGUAUCCCAGCGGUCUCUCCUCCCCGGUCCUCUUUCCAGCUGCUGCACCAGACGAGGCACCAGCUGGGGUCCACUGGUAUUCCCGCCUCCUCUACCGCAUUGGCCUCUGGGUAUUGGAUUCUGAGAUGAUACACCCACUGGGCAUGGCCAGCUGAGGGUGACAGCUCUGCAAACUCCACUCUUACCCAUCGUAAGAGUAAAAUAAUACAAACAGAGGGGAAACUAAGAUGAAGAAAGAAAGAAAGAAA